This is a messenger RNA of Cucurbita pepo subsp. pepo (vegetable marrow), 2436 nucleotides long. RefSeq lists its product as uncharacterized. NCBI's taxonomy places the organism in Eukaryota, Viridiplantae, Streptophyta, Magnoliopsida, Cucurbitales, Cucurbitaceae. Gene Ontology annotation, cellular component: membrane. Gene Ontology annotation, molecular function: protein binding. The record is from RefSeq and is a predicted model, not a curated record.
AUGAUUAUGGAUGAAAUGCAAUGCACACACCGCUUUCAGCUCUUUUUUAUAACACAUUAAAAGCUUGAACUUCAGACAUUAACUUACCUUAGUUUCGCCAUUUUCUCCUUCUUUGAGCUCAGGAGAAUGAACAGCACAAAAGAAGUGGAAAUUGUGGCUUCAAUUCCAGGGAAGGAGAGUGAAAAAGACCCAGAAGCUGGUUCCAAUUCGAUUGAUUCUCGAGCCAAAUUUAGCCUACAAGAACAAGAACAAGAACAAGAACGUAAACUUGAACAUGGUUCUUCGUUGAGUGAGAAAGUCGAGGUGGUUGUCGAACGCAACCUCAUUCUUGCAGCGUCUAUCGGUGACGACUUUCAAUUGGAAGUCACUGCCGAUCAGAUCAAUAGCCACUGCGCCACGGCCGACACCCAAACCGUGGACAUUGAAGAACCCCUUGAUGAAGAAACUAAACAGUUGAGGACAACUGCCAAAAAAAUCAGCCUAUAUCACGCUGCACUCAAGGGAGAUUGGGAGAAGGCUCAAUCCAUUCUAGGCGCGGACCCUUCAUGGGCUGUAAGCAACUACAUAACGCGAGACAACGAGACAGCUCUUCACAUUGCUGCUGGGGCCAAGCACGUCGAUUUCGUAGAGCAAUUGAUCAACAUAAUGACCCCAGACGACAUGACUAUGGUAAACACUCAUGGAAACACUGCCCUUUGCUUUGCUGCAACCUCAGGUGUUGUAAGAAUCGCUGAACUUAUGGUGCAAAAGAACAAAGAUCUUCCCCUUAUUCGUGGAUUUGGCAAUGCCACUCCCCUGUUCAUGGCUAUAUCGUAUCAACGCAAGCAAAUGGCUUCUUAUCUGUUCUCUGUUACUGAUCGAAAGCAGCUGAGCUCUCAAGACCAGAUUGAGCUUCUUAUUGCUACCAUUCAUAGUGAUUUUUAUGAUAUAAGUUUGGAGAUUCUGGAAAGGAACCCUAAGUUAGCGAUUAUGAGAGACACUAAGAAUAAUAAUGAGACGGCGUUGCAUGUCUUGGCAAGGAAACCAUCUGCCAUUAGUAGCAGAUCAGAGAUGAGUGUUUGGAAGAAGCGUAUCAACUCAUGGACAAGAGGAAUCUACGAGAAAGAAGUGAUGAAGACACUAGCUCAUCAACUAGUUAGAUCACUAUGGGGACAUGUCCUGCGAGAAUUACCCGAAAAAAAGAUGUUAAAGUUCAUCAAACAUCCCACAAUACUCUUACACGAUGCAGCAAGAGCAGGCAACGUCGAGUUUCUAAUCCUCCUCAUUCGAUCAUACCCAAACAUCGCAUGGGAAGAUGAUGAAAAUGGCCAGAAUGUCUUUCACGUAGCCGUGGAAAAUCGCCUCGAGAAUGUGUUCAGCCUAAUCCACGAGAUAAGUGGCCUCAAAGACUUCUCAGCAAAGUACAGAACAACAGGUCAAGAAAAGUACAACAUGCUUCAUUUAGCUGCAAAACUCGCCGCUCCAAACCAUCUCAACAGAGUCUCAGGAGCAGCCCUUCAAAUGCAACGUGAGUUACUUUGGUUCAAAGAAGUAGAAAAGAUCGUGUUACCAUCCCAACGUGAAGCCAAAUGUGAGUUUGAGUCUCUUAAGUUAAUACCAAGUGAGUUAUUCACUAAAGAACAUAAAGAUCUUCGUAAAGAAGGUGAAGAAUGGAUGAAGAACACAGCAAAUUCUUGUAUGCUUGUCUCAACUUUGAUAGCUACUGUUGUUUUUGCUGCUGCUUUCACAGUUCCUGGUGGCAAUGAUGAUAAAGGCACCCCUGUUUUUCAACGUGAGUUUUGGUUCACUAUAUUUGUGAUAUCAGAUGCAUUUGCGUUGGUAUCAUCUUCAACUUCUAUUCUUAUGUUCUUAUCGAUUUUGACAUCACGUUAUGCGGAAGAUGAUUUCUUGCACUCAUUGCCGUCUAAGCUGCUGUUUGGAAUAGCGUCGCUGUUCAUAUCAAUUGUGUGCAUGGUUAUAGCGUUUAGUGCGACAUUCUUUAUGCUCUAUGAUGGGACCAAUGUGUGGAUACCAACCACUGUGACAGCAAUAGCUAUUGUGCCAAUUAGCUGCUUCUUUGCGCUUCAAUUUGGACUGUGGAUGGAUACGUUUUACAACACUUACUUGUCUAGACUUCUGUUCAAACCCCAUCAACGUAAGUUGUUCUCAUCCUCUGCUUCUCUUGCUGUUGAGUUGUUUCGUGAGCUUAAGAAAAGGAGAAGUGAGAGGAAAUACUAUCGGUGGGAACAUUAGUACUAGGAUGUUUCUGUGUUCGUUUCUUUGUUUGAAGUAUGAAUGGUACGUGUUCUAUGGUGUUUGUAUGUGUUGUUGGUUGUGAUUGUUUACUUGUUUGUUUGUUAUGUUGUAACUAUGUUAUGUUAUGGAAUAUCUUGUUGACAUGUUGUGUUGUUGAUAACUGUGCUAUGUUAUGAAAGUGUGGUAUCGUGUUGUAUAUUA